GUUGUGAAAGACAAUUUUGGGCUGCAGAGACAAAAAAAAAAUCAGUUAGUCUACAGAGGAGACACUGCAAGAAGUCCAUCGCUGCUGAUCAACAUCUGGAUUGAAUCGAGAGGUAGAAGGAAGGGCGUUUAUUCCGGCUUCUGUCAAAUUUACGAGAGUUGUAGACGAUGGUGAGGUCUACUACGAAGGAUGCACAAGAUCUUAUCCGCGCUGUUUGGUCUGCUUAUUCUGCAACCCCCACAAAUCUUAAGAUUAUUGAUCAUUACGUUGUGUUCGCCGUCUUCACUGCCCUCAUCCAGGUAGUUUACAUGGCUUUGGUGGGAACAUUUCCAUUUAACUCCUUCCUUUCAGGAGUACUUUCUUGCGUAGGAACUGCAGUUCUGGCUGUUUGUUUGCGGAUCCAAGUGAAUAAAGAGAACAAGGAAUUCAAGGACUUUGCACCCGGGCGCGCUUUCGCGGAUUUUGUUUUCUGCAAUGUGGUGCUCCAUUUGGUGAUCAUGAACUUCCUUGGUUAAACUGUGUUUGUGUAGUUUUGCUUGUUUCCAAUAGAUUCAGUCACUGGCAUAAGAGUAUUUACUUU
Lathyrus oleraceus (garden pea) is the source of this 580-nucleotide messenger RNA. Its product is annotated as dolichyl-diphosphooligosaccharide--protein glycosyltransferase subunit DAD1. Gene Ontology annotation, cellular component: oligosaccharyltransferase complex; membrane. Bases 168 to 515 code for a protein of 115 amino acids. Gene Ontology annotation, biological process: protein N-linked glycosylation. Lineage: Eukaryota; Viridiplantae; Streptophyta; Magnoliopsida; Fabales; Fabaceae. The record is from RefSeq and is a predicted model, not a curated record. The transcript is spliced from 6 exons.